GCAUCGUCUAAACGGGUAUGCGGGAAAAUAAUUACUCUAUCUCUCGUUCCGAGUGAGUUGUCUUGUUCGUCAGCGCGGAGGGCGAUUCUACACUUCUGUAUCACAAGCACCUAUGUGUUAUGGCUCUACCAGGUGUGAAUAAGGAUAAUAUAAGAGCGGGCUGUAAGAAGUGCGGAUAUCCUGGACAUCUAACAUUUGAAUGUAGAAAUUUCCUUCGAGUGGAUCCACAGAGGGACAUAGUUUUAGAUGUCAGUAGCACUAGCAGUGAAGAAAGUGAAGAGGAGAAUGAAGUAGCAGAAAAAUCUCAAGCUUCAGAUAAAAAGAAAGUUAUUGAAGUUGAAAAGAAAAAGCAAAAGAAAAAAAAAGAAAAAGCAAAACCCAAAAAGCACCGGAAAAGAUCACAUUCGUCAAGUGAAUCUGAGGACGGUCCUAAGUCAAAGAAGAAAAAGACACAAAAGAAAGAAAAAAAAUCAAGAAAAGGAAAGCACAGCAAAAAAGACAGAAAGAAAAGGAAACGCGAGCACCAUUCUUCCUCCUCCUCAACUUCUAGCAGCUCUGGAUCUCCCAGUAGUGACUAAAUUGCAGUUUUCCUGUUAUAAUGAAUAUAAAGUGUCUAACCUGCCAAGCGUAAAGGGAUCAUAAUUGAUGUAAUUAUAUAAAUGAUGGCUUUAUUGAAGAUUUUAUUUUAUCAAAUAUACUGCUGUUAGCUUUAAAACUGUGAUGGACUCCAGUUUCUUUUAGUUGCUUGCAUUUAUACAGUAAAAAAAAAAAUAUAUAUAUAUAUAUAUAUAUAUGUCCGAGAAAGUGAUUCUGAUUUACUGUACUGUGAACUAGCUUCUUACCUUUUAUACAACAAGGAUAAUAAAACAGAGGAUAACUUUAAUGUUAUACAGAUUACUUUUCCUGCUGUGGAGAACUUAUUUUACCCUCUUUGGUUCUGUAUAAUGAUUUCAAAUAUAUAAUGACACCACUUAAGUUUUAUGCAAUAAUGUUCACCAUAUUAUCUUUUAGCUUUCUAUUCAUUAGAAACAAACCUGUAAAUACUUUGCAGGUCAUAUGUCUCUCCAGUUGUUACAUGUAUAAAAUAUAUUUUAGAACAUAUUAAUUCCCGUUUUGCGAUAUGGUUUGCUUGUAUUAACAUAGUUAUAAACGCCAGGUUCAAAGCAACAACACUACAGAUUAUUUACAUUGGUUAGAGACAGUAGUAAUAAUGCUAGAAGCAAUCUCUCACAGGAUUAAAAUUGGCUUGAAUAUUUAAAUGUGUUUCCAUUGGCUAAUAGAGACAGUCAGCUAAGAAGUGGAGCAAACCUGAUAAAUUAUGUGUUAUUUCUGUUAAACUUCCCGUUUAUGUGCAAGUACUGAUUGGCUAUAUCUGUUUUGUAUAUUUUGACUAGACUGGAGUUUCUAGAAAACUUCAGGCUCUCUGAACCCUUACAUAUACCCCUUCCCUUCUUGUCAGCAUCAGUUCUGCUUAUACCUAUUUUAAUUUAGCAUUGUAGACUGUAGUCCUGUCUGAGGGCUGGUUUUAGUUUUAGUAUUUUGAUUCCUCUUGGUACCAAACACUCAUUACUGUAAGGGCCCAGUUUUCACUUGACUUCCAUCAUUGCUGCCAUUGUGUUACUAUCAUGCAGUAACUCUGUCAUACAAAAGUAUUCCCUAAAUUGCUCUUGGCUUUAACCCUUUGGCUGUUCAACCCCUUAACCAUAUGUAAGAUUUCAAAUUAUUUUGUAUAGCUUAAUUUUUACUGCUUUUUUGCUACCCUUUUUUACCCUGUGCUCAAUUGUCUUAUUUUACUCUAAAGACUUGAUGUUCAUCAGAUUACGUGUCCCGUUUCAUUCAUUUAUUAUUGUUAUUUCACUGUCCUGUUUCCAUUCCUUAUUUUACACUAGACAGUCAAGUCCAAAACAAAUUUUCAUUAUUCAGAUAGGGCAUGUAAUUUUAAACAAUUUUCAAAUUUACAUCUAUAACCAAAUUUGCUUUGUUAUAUUGGUAUUCUUAGUUGAAAGCUAAAUUUAGGAGGUUCAUAUGCUAAUAUCUAAGCCCUUGAAGGCCGCCUCUCAUCUCAGGGCAGUUUUGACAGUUUUUCACCAUUAGAGGGUGUUAGUUCAUGUGUUUCAUAUAGAUAACACUGUGCUCACGCACGUGGAGUUCCUAGGAGCCAGCACUGAUUGGCUAAAAUGCAAGUCUGUAAAAAGCACUGAGAUAAAGGGGCAGUCUGCAGAGGCUUAGAUACAAGCUAAUCCCAGAGGUAAAAAGGGUAUUAAUAUAACUGUGUUAUUCUGGUGUAGACGGUCCCUUUAAGUAAUUAGGUAAAAGCUAAUAAACAUAAUUAGAUUUACGGUCAUUAGCCAUAUCAUCUGCAUGCAUACAAGCCCUCCAGUAAGGUAAGAACAACACAGUAUCGUUCUGUGCAUUACUGACUCUAUUAUCUGACAGUGUAACCAAAAUUAAAUGGAGGUAAACAAUACUAAGUGAACAAGGAAUAAACCUUUAAGAAACUCUCCCUAAUGUUCAGAACAUCUGCCAGUUUGGAAUAGGACAUAAUUGAGAAAUCUGCUUUAAACCAUAUUUGGGACUGGCAACUCUCUGCUCUGUACAGUUUUUCAUAAGAACAUGUUUGUGCAAUAAAUUGAUUUAUAACUUUGUUAAA
Bombina bombina (fire-bellied toad) is the source of this 2650-nucleotide messenger RNA. It is a transcript of the gene SREK1IP1, whose product is annotated as SREK1 interacting protein 1. The transcript has 5 exons. Bases 120 to 578 code for a protein of 152 amino acids. The record is from RefSeq and is a predicted model, not a curated record. Lineage: Eukaryota; Metazoa; Chordata; Amphibia; Anura; Bombinatoridae. Gene Ontology annotation, molecular function: nucleic acid binding; zinc ion binding.